AUUAUAGAGCCAAAGCUCUUUGUCGUUACACUCAUUGGGAGUACUUCUAUGGAACAUUAACUUUAUUCCGGGUAAAAUGAGUUGCUGCCAGUCCUUGAUUCAAUUCCUCUGAUUACAACCGGGUUCUACAGAAUAGAUGUUUGGCAAUGGCAGACUGCGUUUGCCUCUGCAGAGACACUUCUCGCAGGUGAGACGAAUACCGAAGAGUAUCUCUGGAGUGACAGCAGCGAUGCCAACUGAACUGGCCACUGAAAGUACCGUUCUGCAAACUCCAGCACAAACGGUGGACAGCUACAGAAACUUGAUUGUUUUGAAGACAAGCGAUGUGCCUGUCAGGAAGCCGUCUUCUUUGAAUCACUCAUCCAUGGGUUGUAGGACAUCGGCUUUGCCACAGAUCUGCUGGGGCUUAGAGCUCAAUGUGGUCGUGCUGUUGAUGGUCUUGGCUGGGCUUUUAAUAUUGGUGUUAAUUUACUAUGUGCUCCUGCUGCGCCACAGACUCCGUGUUGCUCAGGCUGGGAAUGCUCUGGAGUACUUUGGGUUCUAUCACAUGGCUCAGUAUGAUUUAAAGCAACCAGGCCCACGGCAUCUACCUGAAGCAACUCCACAGGUUUCCACUUCUCCUGUUACCAUUCCUUCCCCUCCACCCCAACCUCCACCUGUUAUCAAACCUCUUUCCAUUCAUCCCCCUCUCCACCUCACUCCUCCACCUCCACCAUCCCUGUUGCAUCUGUCCCACCCAGUCAUCUACACCACCCCACCCAGCCCCCACCCAUCAUGUGGUGCAGGCUCGGAUGCAGAGGUGUACUCAUGCAUCAGUGUCCUGCGGCCUUCCAGACCAUCUAGUGUGAGUCAGACUCAAGUGAUCCUGUUUGAACAUUCUGCUCUUUAAUAUGCUUUCAGACUAAACAGACACUGCCAAUUUACUCCAGCUGUUUAAAUUCAAGCAAAGUGAUUCUUUAGGGAUAUUUUAUCAUAUUUAAGGGGUUAGUUCGCCCAAAAGUCUUCUCAUUAUUUACUUACCCUCAUGUUGUUUCAAACAUGUAUGACUUUUUUUCUUCUAAAUAACAUGAGGAUAAUUUUAUUUUAAUGUUAACAAUGCACUUUUUCCAUAAAUUAAUGGAGACUGAGGCUGCUCCUUUUGUGGUCCACUGAAAAAAGAAAUCUUGAAUAGAUCAGACAGUCAAACUGCACUGUAAAAUCCAAUUAGAGUUAUGCCAUUAUCCUCUUCUAAACACCUUCAAGUUUGAAUUUACAUUAGGCCUUUCAAAAGAUAUGAAUUGCUUUUAUGUAUUUUUUAAUGUUUUACAUUUGUACAUUUUAGAAAGCUUUAAAUGUGUUUACUAUUGCAAAAAGUAACAGGAGACUGAUUUGUUUUUACACAAACUUAUUCCUCUCUUUUUGCUGAAUCACACUGACUUCGUAAUUUCCUUUUAAAGGACACUUUUCAUUGCUUUGUUUCUCUCUGCCUCUUAGGAUUUCAACAUUCCUUUCUUUCUCACUCUCUGAACAACUAGCCCCAUAAGUAAUUCAAUAUAUAAAUCUGUAUGAUGUUAAUUAUGUAUACAGCAUACUGUAAAACUGUGUGGAAUUAUACAUGAACAUGUAUGUGAAAUAUGUGAAAAUUCACAUAAUUCUAAUUAGCUCUACGAAAAAAACUCAUAUUUUCCAGAAUAUAUGAGUGGAUGAACAAUUCCAUGAAAGCCUUGAGGCAUUUGAUUGUGUGUAAAUUUAUAUGUAUUCAUUUGGCAGAUUCUUUUAUCUGAAGCAACUUGCAUUUAUGGUGUACAAUUUAUCAAUAUGUGAAUUCCCUAAGAACUGAACACAUAACCUUGGCAUUUUUAUUAGCGCCUUGCUCCACCAGUUGAGCUACAGCCUACAGGAACCGUAUAAAGUGACAAUCCACUGCAACAGAGCACUUUGUCAUCUCCAAAAUAUAUGUGUCCCUCAUGAGUGAACAUUCAAAGGUCAAAAGUUUUAUUUGAAUAAUUGAUGAUUCUCUCUCUCACUUCCUUAAUGUAUAAUUUAGCAAUGUGAAAGAGUUGCAGGAGGUGUAUGAUUAUCGUGCAUGAAAAGUUCAAGACCUUGUCAUAAACUUAAAACUUGCCAUGAUUUAGUGCAUUAAUCAGGCUCUUGUCAUUUCAAUAUGAAUAUUAUUAUUAUUAUUUUUUUUUUUAUAGUUCUUUACUAUUUUAUAUCCUCCAUUCAGUUGCAGCCACAAAAAUUUAAUCAAACUUUAUGAAUACAAGUGAUGGCACCAAUCUGAUACCUAGAUCGGUAUCUGGAUCCGAUACUGACGUUUUUACCCAGUCAAGGUAUUGGUCCGACGAGCCCGAUCCAAAUCCAGUCCCACCUGUUGGUCAUUGACGUUACUGUCAAAGCUCAAAUAAUGACAUAAAUAACCUUCAAAUCACCAUUAAAGUAGUCCAUAUAACUUGUGCAUUUUAUUCAGGCACUUACGGUCAUCCAAAAGCUUUGUGAAUUGCAAAAGGCUGUGUUUAAUAAUAAAUAUACAGUCAGCAUGCACAGCUAAGUAUUCUCUAGCACCACGCUUCACUGAACGAGCACCACGCUGGUAGUCGCUCCACACAAACUCCAUCUCAGAUGUAGAUGAUCAAUAAUUCGGUCUGCCUAUAACAUGCAUUGAGAAUGGCACCGGACAAGCAUUUUACCAGAUGUUGAAUGAGAUUAUUACACUACUGUAAAUUAGCCUACAAACAAACACUCAAACACAGACUUCCUGGAGCGCUCAGCGCCGGACUUUCAAAAUAAAAGCCUUAAGAAAUUACAACUGAAAUGUAUUACCAAUGUAUAGUAAAAUUAUUAUUAUUAUUAGAAAUUACAAUAUAUAAAAAAAAAAUGGGUUCCAAAAAUUACUGUGUGAUUAAAAAGUUGAUUGAUAUACUAAUAAAACUCAAAUGAAAUAAAUAAAUAAUAAAUAAAUAACAGAGAGCGAGAGAGAGAGCUCUGAAGAGAGAUCUGAAACCAUUUACAAGUCCAGAUACAAGUUAAAAUGUGUAAAGAGAAUGAGUUGUAUGCACUGCUUGUGUAACAUGAAUGAAAUAUUCAGAGUCAUAUUUAAAAGGACCGUUCACCCAAAAUAAAAUUCUGUCGUGUACUCACUACUCAGGUUGUUGGAAACCUAUAUGAUUUACUUUCAUCUGUGGAGCACAAAAAGUUAUAUUUAUUAUUACUUUCAUUGCUUCUAUUUCAAUACAAUGAAAGCGAAUGGUGACUGUCAUUCUACCUUUUGUGUUCCAUGUGAGAAAGUCACUGGUUUGGAACAAAAUGAGGGUGAGAAAAUAUUGUCAUAAUUGACAUUUUUAAGUGAACCAACCCUAUGAAGUAUUGAUGCCCAUAGCACUUGCUGGUCUACUGCACAAGCACUAUUGUUCGUGCUUAGUCACUGAAGUUUAUGCCAAUAUGGUUUGCCUUUUUUAUGAUGAAAGUUGUUGUUUUUGCUUCUGAUAGCUUGCAAUGAUACCCUAACCAAUUUUCAACAUGGCUUUGAUUUUUAAAACAAAUUUCUCUGACGUGGUGUUUAAUGUUUGUUUUCAUGAAACAUCUGGAUACUUAGGUUACAUAAAUUUGUCAUUUUGAAGAGUUCAAUGUUUAUCAAAUUUAAGUAAUACUCCUUUUAAGCCUCAUUCAAUGAAGUAUUUGAGAAUACAGCUGGGUUAUUUACUUCCACAAGCAAUACUGAUUUGUUCUCCAUGUGUCUUAUUCAACACAGACACUUUUAUUUGACAUCACUUGAAACCUGAUAUCAUUUGAAGUGACAGGUGUAAUUCCUUUUUAGGAAACAAUCUGAAAUCUGUUCACAUCUCAGGAAAUAUUGUAAGUCUGUAUGACUGUGAGUGUCUGAUUUUACAUCACACUGUGCAUUUGUUCUUUAAAACUCAACAGCCUGGGUUUUGAUAACAGAAGAAAAUAUGUAAGAUUAACAGUAUACAUUUUGUAGUGAAAAAUAAGCACCUUGUCAGGGCUAUUGUUUCAUGUACUGAUCCCACCUUUUCCUUCAUAUCCUGUCUCCUUUCAACUGUAUCAUAAAAAAGAGCAAAAAGCCCAAAAAUAAAAAAAGAAGAAUGAAUAAAAAAUUUUUUGAA
Molecule: messenger RNA, 4103 nt
Organism: Myxocyprinus asiaticus (Chinese sucker)
Lineage: Eukaryota; Metazoa; Chordata; Actinopteri; Cypriniformes; Catostomidae
Exons: 2
Coding region: 137-889 (250 amino acids)
Source: RefSeq, a predicted model, not a curated record